Molecule: messenger RNA, 672 nt
Organism: Strongylocentrotus purpuratus (purple sea urchin)
Lineage: Eukaryota; Metazoa; Echinodermata; Echinoidea; Camarodonta; Strongylocentrotidae
Product: basic proline-rich protein-like
Exons: 2
Coding region: 1-672 (223 amino acids)
Source: RefSeq, a predicted model, not a curated record
AUGUGUGACUGCUGUUGUGAAAUUUUCUUACCUGCAGUUGUGUUGCUGUUAAACGAGAAAGAGGAAGCAGCCUGUGUCUGUUGCAGUUGGUUGAGGGCAGUGCCAAAGCUGAAUCCCCCUGACGCUGGGGCAGUGCCAAAGCUGAAUCCCCCUGACGCUGGGGCAGUGCCAAGGCUGAGGCCCCCUGACGCUGGAGCAGUGCCAAGCCUGAGGCCCCCUGACGCUGAGGCAGUGCCAAGCCUGAGGCCCCCUGACGCUGGGGCAGUGCCAAGCCUGAGGCCCCCUGACGCUGGAGCAGUGCCAAGCCUGAGGCCCCCUGACGCUGAGGCAGUGCCAAGCCUGAGGCCCUCUGACGCUGGGGCAGUGCCAAGCCUGAGGCCCCCUGACGCUGGGGCGGUGCCAAAGCUGAAGCCUCCUGACGAGGGGGCAGUGCCAAGGCUGAGGCCCCCUGACGCUGGGGCAGUGCCAAGGCUGAAUUCCCCUGACGCUGGGGCGGUUCCAAGGCUGAGGCCCCCUGACGCUGGGGCAGUGCCAAGGCUGAGGCCCCCUGACGCUGAGGCAGUGCCAAGCCUGAGGCCCCCUGACGCUGGGGCAGUGCCAAGGCUGAGGCCCCCUGACGCUUGGGCAUGCCAAGGCGGAGGCCCCCUGACGCUGGGGCAGUGCCAAGGCUGA